GUCUACAGGAGGUCGUGGGUUCGAACCCGGACCCUGACGAUGCCUGCUGCUGCUGUAGAUUUGGAGUCUGCGUUUCUUUCUCCCAUCAUCACGGUGGCUAGGAGAUGUUGACUACCUCGCCUUUUCUACAGGAGGUCGUGGGUUCGAUCCCAGACCCUGACGACGCCUGCUGCUGCUGUAUAUUUGGAGUCUGCGUCUCUCUCAUCAUCAUCACGGUGGCUAUGAGAUGUUAACUACCUCGCCUGGUGUGCAGGAGGUCGUGGGUUCGAUCCUGACCCUGACGAUGCCUGUUGCUGCUGUAUAUUUGGAGUCUGCGUUUCUCUCUCUCAUCAUCACGGUGGCUAUGAGAUGUUAACUACCUCGCCUGGUCUACAGGAGGUCGUGGGUUCGAACCCGGACCCUGACGAUGCCUGCUGCUGCUGUAGAUUUGGAGUCUGUGUCUUCCUCUCAUCAUCAUCAUCACGGUGGCUAGGAGAUGUUAACUGCCUCGUCUUGUAUACAGGAGAUCGUGGGUUCGAUCCUGACCCUGACGAUGCCUGCUGCUGUAUAUUUGGAGUCUGCGUUUCUUUAUCUCAUCAUUGUCACGGUGGCUAGGAGAUGUUUGACUACCUCGCCUGGUGUGCAGGAGGUCGUGGGUUCGAUCCCAGACCCUGACGACGCCUGCUGCUGCUGUAUAUUUGGAGUCUGCGUCUCUCUCAUCAUCAUCACGGUGGCUAGGAGAUGUUAACUACCUCACCUUGUCUACAGGAGGGCGUGGGUUCGAUCCCAGACCCUGACGAUGCCUGCUGCUGCUGUAGAUUUGGAGUCUGCGUCUCCCUCUCAUCAUCAUCAUCACGGUGGCCAGGAGAUGUUGACUACCUCGCCUGGUAUACAGGAGAUCGUGGAUUCGAUCCCGACCCUGAUGACGCCUGCUACUGCUGCAUAUUUGGAGUCUGCGUCUCUCUCAUUAUCAUCACGGUGGCUAUGAGAUGUUAACUACCUCGCCUGGUCUACAGGAGGUCGUGGGUUCGAUCACCAACCCUGACGCCUGCUGCUGUAUAUUUGGAGUCUGCGUCUCUCAUAAUCACGGUGGCUAGGAGAUGUUGACUACCUCGCCUGGUGUGCAGGAGGUCGUGGGCUCGAACCCAAUGCUGACGAUGCCUGCUGCUGUUGUGGAUAAGUUGGUGGAGUUCCCACACCUCAAUUGAAAACUAAUUUCUUUAGAACUGAUUUUUGUAUUUGUUGUCCUUCACCCCUGUUCCGAUUAUCACGGUGGGCUACGUACGGCGCGAAAGAAGUUCAACAUACAUACAUUGGACUGUCCACUACACAAUAAUAUACACUACACAAUAAUAUACACUACACUAUUAUGCAAUACAAUACUAUACACUUAUAUACAUUACACUACGAUACAGUACACUACUGUACACCACACCACUAUACACCACUAUACACUACACCACUACACACCACCACUACACACUACACCACUAUACACGACACUACUACCCACUACACCACUAUACACUACACUACUAUACACUACACCACUAUACACUACACUACUAUACACUACACCACUACACGACUAUACACGACACUACUACACACUACACCAAUACACACUUCACCAAUAUACACCACCACUACGCUACAUUGAGAAUUCAUUUCUCUCGAACUGAUUGUUAUUAGCUUGUUGUCCUUCCCCCGGCACCUCCGAUUUAGUACGGUGGGCUAUGUACGGUGCGAAAGAAGUUCAGCACGCACACAUAACAGCGGCGGAUUGACAAGGCAUCAGCUCUCGCUCCCUCCGUGUGCGUCACUGUGUGCCCUGCGCCGAAACUCUCCGGUAUUGCUGCAUGGUAUGUUAUAGGGAGCGUCCGUGUUUUCUCCUCUAGGUUUCGUAGCUAUCGGCGGUACUCUGCGCGCAGAAUUGAAGUGGAUUGACUGUCCCUUUGUGCCCUGGCGCCGAGGGAAACAUGAAAGAAGAAGGAGAGGAAGUGAAGCGGAUCUGCUGCCCAGUCUGCAACUGGGUGGUGGUCAGCCUGCCCGCCCUGGAGGACCACAUGAAGCGCCACAAGGGCCGGAUCGAGCCCGUGAUGUACCGGUGCCCCCACUGCCCGUACAGCACGGACAAUCUCAACGUCCUGAUCGCCCACCAGGCGACGCACGACGCGGGGGAGUCCCACAAGUGCGCCGAGUGCGGCAAGGUGUUCGUCGACGCGGAUGUCUUCCGCGAGCACCGGGCGAUGCACGACGAGGAGAAGCCCCACAAGUGCGCCGCGUGCGGAGAGGCGUUCGGCCGGGCGGAAGAUCUUCGCGCGCACCAGAGGAUCCACGGCGGGGCGCCGUACCGGUGCGGCGUUUGCGGGACGGAGUUCACCCGGCUGGAUUGCCUCCGCAGCCACCAGAGGACCCACACGGGGGAGAAGCCCUACCGGUGCGACGAGUGCGGCGUAACGUUCGUGUGGUCGGCGAGCCUCCUCACGCACAAGAGGAGCCACGCGGGCGAGAAGCCCUACCGGUGCGACGAGUGCGGCAUGACGUUCGCCUGGUCGGCGAGCCUCCUGUCGCACAAGAGGAUCCACACGGGGGAGAAGCUCUACCACUGCACCGUCUGCGGCAUGGAGUUUUCCCGCUCGGACUACCUGCGCAGCCAUCAGCGGACGCACACGGGCGAGAAGCCGUACAAGUGCGCCGAGUGCGGCGAGGCGUUCUCGCAGUCGGGCGCCCUCCUGGGGCACAAGAGGAUCCACACGGGCGAGAGGCCGUACAAGUGCGUCGAGUGCGGAAAGGCGUUCGCGCGGUCGUGGGCCCUCCUCGUGCACACGAGGACCCACGCGGAGGAGAAGCCGUACAAGUGCACCGUGUGCGAGAGGGCGUUCGGCCGGUCGGAUCACCUGCGCAGCCACCAGAGGACGCACACGGGCGAGAGGCCGCACGCGUGCGGCGUGUGUGGCAAGGCCUUCGCCGAGCCGGUGGCCCUGCGCGUACACAACAGGGUCCACACGGGCGAGAGGCCGUGCGUGUGUGCCGUGUGCGGGAAGGCGUUCUCGUGCACGGGAGCCCUUCGCACGCACACCAUGGUCCACACGGGCGAGAAGCCGUACAAGUGCGACCUGUGCGGGAAGGGGUUCCAGCGCUCGGGGGCGCUCAAUAAGCACAGGAGGAGCCACGCGGAGGAAAAGCGCGCCCGGAUGUUUGUGAAUCGGAGGCGGAAGCAGACGCGAGCUGCUGAUAGGACGGACGGAGCAAAGAUGAAGAUCUUCUGCCCUAUCUGCAAGUGGCUCGUGGUCAGCUUGCCCGCCCUAGACGACCACAUGAAGCGGCACAGGGGGUGUACCGAGCCCACGCUGUUCCGGUGCCCCCACUGCCCGUUCAACACGGACAAGCUGAACGUGUUCAUCGAGCACCAGGCGACGCACGACGCUCGCGCGUCGGACAAGUGCGGGAAGUGCGGCAAGGUCUUUAUAGACGCCGAGGUCUUCCGUGAGCAUCAGGCGGCGCACUCCGAGGAGAAGCCCUACAAGUGCACUGGUUGCGAACUGGCAUUCAGUCGGUCGCAGGACCUCGACGAGCACCAGAGGACACACGCCAGCAAGGAGCCCUACCGGUGCGGCGUCUGCAACGCGACGUUCGCGAAGGCGACGAGCUUCGUCUCGCACAGGAGCACGCACGUCAGCAAGAAGCUCUACCACUGCACCGUCUGCAGCAUGGAGUUUUCCCGCUCGGACCACCUCCGCAGCCACCAGCGGACGCACACGCGGGAGAAGCCGUUCGCGUGCGCCGAGUGCGGCGAGGCGUUCUCGCAGUCGGGCGCCCUCGUCCGGCACCAGAGUGUCCACACGAGCGAGAAGCCCUACAAGUGCUCGGUGUGCGGCAAGGCGUUCGCCCGGUCGCAGUACCUCCUGAUACAUAGGAGGAGGCACACGGGCGAGAGGCCGUAUGUGUGCGAUGUGUGCGGGAAGGCGUUCGCGCAGGCCAGGGUCCUCCUCGGGCACAAGAGGACGCAUACGGGCGAGAGGCCGUACGCAUGUGCCAUUUGCGGCAGGGCCUUUGCUGAGCCGGUGGCCCUACGCAUACACAACAGGAUCCAUACGGGCGAAAAGCCGUAUGAGUGCGCCGCGUGCGGGAAGGCGUUCUCGUGCGCCGGGGGGAUUCGCGCCCACAUGAUGGUGCACACGGGCGAGAAGCCCUACAAGUGCGACCUGUGCGAGAAGGCAUUCCAGCGCUCGGGUGCGCUCAAAACGCACAGGAGGAGCCACGCGGAGGAAAAGCCCCGAGAGUGAAAGCGCGCUCGCGGUUCGGAGAAGUCCCUCGCCUCUCAUGUUCGAGAAAUGAUGCCGGCACGGAGAGCUGAAAUACGAUAUUUAACCCAAAAUUUGAAAAACAGUUUGCCGGCUGGCUGGUUGGGCUGACACGCGGUGGUAAUGUCGCUCGCAUCCCACAGCAGCAUAGAGCCGGAGUUCGUGCAUCUUCAUGCCAGCACGCGUCCGCCUCUUACCGCCCGUUCGCGUGGCGAACUUGUUGUGACAAAAAAACAAUUUGGCCUCUCCAGCCGUUGCCCCACAGCUGUGGAAUGAGACCGGCCACGUAAAGUUCCAUAACACCCGCCAAGUCACGUACACGAACGUACGUACGUGUGUGUACGUUGAACUCCUUUCGCACCGUACGUAGGCAACCACGCAAAUCGGAGGUGUGGGGGGGGAAGGACAAUAAACGCACAAAGUAGUUCUAAAGAAAUUCGUUUUCAAUGUAGAUUUAAAAGUGCAUAGCUCCCAGUGGCUUUCUAAUAUCCGAAGGAAGAGCGUUCCAGAUGGCCGCAGAAACAGCGCUUCUGAAAGUGCAUGAUGCAGUGACCAUUUUGUUUGACGGUUAGCCCGAAACCGCUGCUGCUGCGAGAAUGACCGUAAUUCGUAUGAUGUUAGUUUAUGCUCCUUGACGAGAACAGUGAUAUAUUGUUGUGGUUCAUUUGUGGCAAACGCUUUGUGUGUAAUGAGCGCGGCGACCUGAAGGAAGAGCGUUCCAGAUGGCCGCAGAAACAGCGUUUCUGAAAGUGCAUGAUGCAGUGACCGUCUUUGUUCGACGGUUAGCCCGAAACCGCUUCUGCUGCGAGAAUGACCGUAAUUCGCGUGAUGUUGGUUUAUGUUCCUUGACGAGAACAGUGAUAUAUUGUUGUGGUUCAUUUGUGACAAGCGCUUAGUGUGUAAUGAGCGCGGCGACCUUUAUUAUAAUGUUUUUGUUCGGCAAAUGGUUAUGUAAGUUACGGCCAAAAUCACCAUCAGCAUGCACGAGUCGUCCCCGGUGUAUCGCGAAUCCGUUUGGCACAAACGAUUUACAAAGUUAGGGGCAGACGCCCGAUCACCGCGCUCGACGAUUUUACACCCUUGUUCGUGGGAUUUUUCAGAAGCCGAAAUUUUCCGCCACGUUCCCGCGUACAGUACAGUACCCGAGGGUGAGGAGGCAACACGCGCGUCGCGGGCGGCAGUGGUGACAGCGGCCGCAGCAGCGAGCCCCCCCCCCCCCACUCAGUCUUUGUACCACCUAGUGCUGGAUCGUGCGCGCACACGUGUUUUAUCUCACUCUUCUAUCCCUUUGCGUUUGCUUGAAUACUACUAUAACACUGGUCAACAUACUUUUCCUGGCAUAAGGUAUUCCAACGGUUUUAAGGUAAUGUUGGGGUGCUGAUUCCAAAUCUGGCAUCACUUUUUGUCUAUCAAAUCAAAUAUUGCAUUUUCAAUAAAAACUGCAGAAGAAAAAUAUUAACGAAAUGUGGAUAUCUACAUAAAAUGAUAUUAUAAACACACUAUCCUAAAAAUACAGCACCAAAUUUUAACACUAAAGCAGUCACUGACUCGCAACAACUUGCAAUCAUAAGUGACAGAGUUAAUUUCGGGUAAAAUCAAUGAAAAUGGGGUAUGCCGAUAGCAUAAAAUUAGAUGUGAUAGAGCAAAUCUGAGAUCAGAUUUGGAAUCGGCACCCUGAAAUUAGUCUAAAACAGCUGCAAAAGUCGA
This is a messenger RNA of Lethenteron reissneri (Far Eastern brook lamprey), 5993 nucleotides long. RefSeq names its product zinc finger protein 91-like. NCBI's taxonomy places the organism in Eukaryota, Metazoa, Chordata, Hyperoartia, Petromyzontiformes, Petromyzontidae. Gene Ontology annotation, cellular component: nucleoplasm. Gene Ontology annotation, molecular function: RNA polymerase II cis-regulatory region sequence-specific DNA binding; DNA-binding transcription repressor activity, RNA polymerase II-specific. Gene Ontology annotation, biological process: regulation of immune system process; negative regulation of transcription by RNA polymerase II; regulation of cytokine production. The record is from RefSeq and is a predicted model, not a curated record.